GUUUGUCAGAGUCGAACUGUGCGGAGCUUUAAGACGUGUCAACAUGGAAGAAAUACUGGCGCCUUUGAGGGAGGCUGUGAGGCAGCAGGUGAGACAGACCGACAGGUUACACACCUGCGGAUAUGGGCUUAUCUACAGCUGGGCAGCGUCCAAUUUUGCAGCAUGUAGCCAUUAUCAAUGUAAUAUCAGUGUCUCGAGAGUAGUUUCGACACUUUUUACAGCAUGCUACCGCGGAUUUAUUAAAGAGUAUAUCCGGAUUUACGCAUUUUUCUGUCUUGAGCGUCAAAAACUGCUUUCAAAAGCAAAACAACGAUGCCGAUUUUUACUCUAGCACACAAAUGGCAGCAGUACGGCAGUAUUAAACUUCUCGUGUUGUGUCUAUAAUUAAAAAGUUAGAUGUCAAAGAUUUUUCCAGCAUUCAUUUAACGUUGUUUGGCUGCCUUGUCGACAGUAUUUCACUCAUUUCCAAAAGACAAAUCCCGUAGAGCCCUAUGACAUAAAAAACUAGAGUGAAAGUUUUAAAAAGGGGGGAUGGUGGAAACUACAUUUAGUGUCUUAUAUGGCAUGUUUAAUAGCUAGGUCAGUGGUUCUCAACUGGUGGGUCCCGACCCAAAAGUGGGUCGCAGACACGUUCUGAAUGGGUCGCAACCAGCUGGUCAAAAAAGUAAAUAUUUAAUGCGCACCUGAUGUUUGACAUGUCUAUUAUUUUGAAAAAUAGCUUAUAUUGAAAGGCACGUGUAAUGCUGGGGUCCCCCUUGGUUUCCUAUUAAUGUGGCCUAAAUGCAGUAAUAAUACAUGUUUAUUUACUUAUUUUUUGGUCUUAAUUUUGUGCAAUUAUUUGAUAUUUUCUGUAAAUGCAACUUUAGUAGUUGUCAUCCUCUGUUCAUGUGCUCUGAAAUGCACUUUACUCAAUAAGAUGGGUGUAUUUAUGUUAAAGAUUAGAGUUUUAAAGGUUUUUUAUUUAAAAAAUAAAUACAUUUGCUGGGUUGAAUUUUAUAAAAGUGGGUCACGACUUAAGGACCAUGUGAAAAUGUGGGUCCCAGGGUGAGACCAAGUUGAGAACCAUUGAUCCAAGCCAUACAUAAAUUACUUAAGCAAACAUAACAUCAAAUUGUAUAUAUUCUCUUUGCUCCAUGUUUUUUAAGUACAGUCAUAUGUGCAUUUGGAUUCUUUUUUAAGGAUUUUGAGGCACAACAAUUUCAGAUUCAAUACCAAACAGGUACAACAAGUGAAAAGGUGUUGUCUGAGGUUAUGUGUGUGACAGCUGACUAAAGAGAAGUAUUUGUCCUCAGGGUGACCUGGUGCAACAGUUGAAGGAAAAAGGCGCCACAGAGCAAGAGAUGAGCAAAGCUGUUGCAGAACUGAAAGCCAAGAAAAAGAUCCUUGAAGCAAAGGUCAGUCUUACAGUGACUGGAUUGUUUAUUUUACUGCCAAGUUUUGGUUUCACUUUCUAUAUGUGUAGCACAGACUUUUCAUGUAACCAUUUGCCAUCCUGUGCAGGAGCUCGCCCUGCAGUCCAAAGAUGACACAGUGGACAGAGUGAAGAUGGAGGACACCUUAAAGAGGAGGUUUUUCUACGAUCAGGCUUUUGCCAUUUAUGGAGGUAAUUUACAUCAAAACAGAUCCAAAGGGGAGUCACAGCUAAUUCAAUGCACAGAUUAAACACUGAUAUGUUUGUUCCACAGGUGUGAGUGGCCUGUACGACUUCGGCCCAGUGGGCUGUGCCCUGAAGAACAACAUCCUGCAGAUCUGGAGGCAGCACUUCAUCCAGGAGGAGCAGAUCCUGGAAAUCGACUGCACCAUGCUGACCCCUGAGCCUGUCCUCAAGUAGGUGACAACAAACUCCCGAGACUUGCACAAGAGCAUGUCUUGAUAUUAGAUCUAAAAAUUGAGGUUGCAAAAGAUUUGUUUUUUAAAGUCACUUCCUUUCAUCAGGACUUCGGGACAUGUGGAUAAAUUUGCUGACUACAUGGUGAAAGACGCCAAGACAGGGGAAUGCUACCGUGCUGAUCACCUUCUCAAAGGUGAUUUCCACCAACAUUAUGGCCUUUUCGAGGUUUCACAUGAGCCCCACCUUGUGCAAAACUUUCUUUUAACUUUCCUGUCUGCCCCUUCAUUACCAACAAGGUGUCAUAUUUUCACAUUUAGACCCAUAGGUGUCACGUUCCGGAGUUAAACAAAAAGAGAACCCAAAUGCAGAACCAAAAAGAGAAUUUAUUUAAAAGGAACUAAAAGAAAAAAAAAAAAACUUACUUUGAAUGUCCAACUGAAAAAUUCCCCAAAACACAAGAAGCAAAAUCCAAGGGGCAAAAAAAAAAACACAAGGAGACACUGGCAUACACACAGAAAUGUAUGUAUGAUAUUAGGUCCAAUUUUAUUCAUUCAUUUUAAGACUGGUGAAUUUUCCAUCCCUUUAAAUUCUGCUCUGUGGACAGCAUGUGUGCAGGUUGUUACCUGCCUUACUGGUUGAACACCCCUGGGGAGCUUUAGGGAAGUGGGGGCAGGGCAGGAGAUCAAGUGGGUGACUGGUUUUUCAGGUGUUCCUGUUUCUGGAGUUUGCCUACAUGUCUGCCAACGAACUGAGCAUGAAAGAUGUUUAGUGACAUAACUUCAUUCAUACAUCAGGCAGAGACAUGCGUAGAAAACCAGCUGAAAAAUGCUGAUGUGGAGCUUUCACUCUGUAUCUUGCAUGCAUGGAUCCCAUUGAGAGGCAUUUUAACCUUUAAAUUAUAUAUAUUUGCAUUAUAUUCAGGUCAUUUUUUGCCCUUUUUUGACUGUCUGCCAUAAAGAAUAAUUAAAAAGUGCACUAGUUUAUCCCAAGCAAAAAAGGACAGCUGCUGUUCAGUUAGACAUGAGUGAUAAAGACUUAAAAAUGCAGGGUACAUUUAUUUGAUUGAAUCCUGAUAACUGCUGCUUCAUAUUUUCCUCACAGCUCACUUGAAAAAGCAGAUGCAGGAUGAGAAAUGCUCUGCAGAGAAGGCGACAGAGAUGGAGGAUGUCAUCACUCAGGUGAGCGUCUCUCAAAUACAUCAUUUACGAACACACAAAAAUGAGUCAUAGCUGAAGUGAAUGACUUUGUUUUGAAAUGAUCCACUCGUGUUUGCUCUCUGUUCCAGAUGGACAACUACACCCAGCAGGAGCUGUCUGAUCUGUUUGUGAAAUACAACGUCAAGUCCCCCUCCACAGGAAAUGAUCUCACAGCUCCCAUCUCCUUCAACCUGAUGUUCCAGACGUCCAUUGGACCAGGAGGGAACAUGCCAGGGUAAAGAUCAGUCUAACAGAUUUCUGCUUCAAGCUUGUCUAAUAACAUUUGAUGGAUUAAAAUUGUGUUAAAUAAUGACUGAUUUGCAGGUAUCUGAGGCCUGAAACAGCUCAGGGAAUGUUCCUGAACUUCAAACGUUUGCUGGAGUUCAAUCAGGGGAAGCUCCCAUUUGGUGCAGCACAGAUCGGAAACUCCUUUAGGAACGAGAUCUCUCCUCGCUCUGGACUUAUCCGUGUCAGGUGGCCAAAAAACACCAAACUUUUGAUAAUUUAGCCUCAAAUUCAAGUGACACAGCAGUGGCAUGACAACUUCAUCUGUUUGCAGAGAGUUCACCAUGGCAGAGAUCGAGCACUUUGUGGACCCCUCUGACAAGGUCCAUCCCAAAUUCUCCAACGUAGCCGACCUGGAGAUCUUGUUGUUUUCUUCGAAGGCUCAGACGAGUGGGCAGUCUGCUCAGAUCAUGAGGCUGGGGGAUGCUGUGGAGCAGGUGAGAAAUAUUUUUAUUAUUUUAAUCAAUACUGACUUAGAUACUGAAACAUAUUUGUCCCUAUACAAAUAAACAUUAAAUAAAUAAUAUUAUAACUCUUGUCAUAUCAAUAAAUCGAGGCUUCAGUAAUAAACUUGAAUUACAUUUAUAUUUUUUUCUUCUGCUGCAGGGAGUGAUCAAUAAUUCAGUGUUGGGUUACUUCAUUGGAAGAAUCUACCUCUACCUCAUUAAAGCGGGUCUGUCCAAAGACAAGCUGCGUUUCCGUCAGCACAUGGAGAACGAGAUGGCUCACUACGCCUGCGACUGCUGGGACGCUGAGUCCCUGACCUCCUAUGUAAACCUUUUCUUCUGUUGCCUUUACACACACCGACUGAGAUAUUUAAAGGUUUAAAUUUGAGUAAGAACAGGUUUUUUUUCUGUCCCUCAGGGCUGGAUAGAGAUUGUGGGCUGUGCUGACCGCGCCUGCUAUGACCUGUCCUGUCACUCCAGAGCCACCGGAGUCCCUCUAGUGGCUGAAAAGCCCCUGAAAGAACCCAUAUCCUUUUGAUAUUGUGUGCACUUCUCCUGCAGAAAGUAUAUUUAAGAAUGAAAACAUACACUCAAUCACAAACAGUCACUUCUGGGUAUUUUUAGACAUAAGCAGCCUGCAAACUUUUCUGUGAAACUGCCAGCAGGAGUCACCAAAGUCAAACUCUUUAUUUCCCCUUCAUUCAAAAAUGUGCUUUGCUGUUAGUUUGGAGGACACAGAGUGUUUGUCAUUUGAAAUUUACAGCAAAGUUUUGGAGAAAAGUGAAAAUUAAAUCACAAGUGGAGAAGCCUUAUCAUCAUACACAAUAAUUUACUCAAUGGAUCAAGAGACUUUUAUAAAGUA
Xyrichtys novacula (pearly razorfish) is the source of this 4620-nucleotide messenger RNA. NCBI's taxonomy places the organism in Eukaryota, Metazoa, Chordata, Actinopteri, Labriformes, Labridae. The record is from the annotation of a GenBank genome assembly.